Messenger RNA from Drosophila bipectinata, 490 nucleotides. RefSeq names its product NADH dehydrogenase (ubiquinone) B14 subunit (gene ND-B14). NCBI's taxonomy places the organism in Eukaryota, Metazoa, Arthropoda, Insecta, Diptera, Drosophilidae. Gene Ontology annotation, biological process: response to oxidative stress. The record is from RefSeq and is a predicted model, not a curated record.
CUGCUUCUGGCAACAACAAUUUCGAGUCCGACCAGAAAAUAAUAUAAAAAAUAUUGAAACUAUGGCUGGGCGUGAAGCUGUGAAGCGGGCUGUGCAGCAGGUGCGUCCCAUCCUGUCAGUGGACCGGGAGGAAGCCCGCAAGCGUGCCCUCAACCUUUACAAGGCCUGGUACCGCCAGAUUCCCUACAUCGUCAUGGACUACGACAUUCCCAUGACCGUGGAGCAGUGCCGGGACAAAUUGCGCGAGGAGUUUGUAAAACACCGCAACGUGACCGACAUUAGGGUGAUCGAUAUGUUGGUCAUCAAGGGCCAAAUGGAGCUCAAGGAGUCUGUGGAGAUCUGGAAACAGAAGGGCCACAUUAUGCGCUACUGGAAGGAGUCGCAAGACCCCAAGCCCACGGAUUUCCUCUCAAAAUUCAUUCAGGGCGUUAAUUAGUUACAGAAAUUGAAAUAGUCUAAAUAAAACCUCGUUUGAAAUGUAAAUACGAAA